AGUACCAGGCGAUCAGGCUGCUGGACUAAGGGCUCAGGCACGCUAGCGCUGGUCUCGCUGUCCGUUGUAGCCUGCCGCAGCGAGAAGAGCCCGCGAGCGCUGUCCCGGCCUGCUGACGAGUUUCGGGGAGCCCUGCCGGGUUUGUUCUGACUCGUCGAGGCCUAGGGAAGGCGCGGAAAGUCCGCCGCAUCUCUGCCUUUGCACCCCCUCCCCAGUUCCGAUCCCGGGGUGCGGCGUGCUCCCCUCGGGGGCGGCUAGUAGGUGGGGCGCCUGGCCUCUGCCCUGCUAACCCUUGGCCGGGGACAGAGUUCCCACCGAGAGCGCCAGCCGGGUUUAAAGGAUUGUGGGCUGCUCUUUUUACCCGUCCUAGGCGCUGGGCGGCUACCGCCCUAGGGUUUUGUUUGUAGAUUAGGGCGUUUGAGGGAGUUUUUGAGACACCUGGAGGUGGUUUGCCCUUUAGGGCUUACCUUUAAAAUAGUUUGGUUAGGAGGGUCCCUCCCGGGAGGAAGGAUGACAGCAGGUAAACCGGGAUGAGCCUAGACCAGAACUGUCGCUUUGUGAGCCUGCAGUCCCGAGGAGCUCACUCCAGGAGCAGCCUUUCGGCUGUCUAGGUGGCUGGAAGUUUGAAUCCUCCCGCUUGUGGACAGUGACUGACUGCGUGUGCUGAGACCUGACUCUGGGACCAAGUGGCGGCGUCAGCCAGUCUGGUGUUGUGUUAGGGUUUCAGCAGUGUCCAGGCUAUCAGUGAUAAGAUAAGGUAUGGAUGAUCCAGGGGACCAGAGCAAUGAGGAUACACCUAAGGCUAUUAAACCCACAAGUAAAGAGUUCAGGAAGACUUGGGGAUUCCGGAGAACAACGAUCGCUAAGCGUGAGGGCACUGGGGACACUGAGGUAGACCCUGCCGAGCAGCAACCACACAGCCUGUCUCUGCGCCGUAGUGGGAGGCAGCCAAAGCGCACUGAGAGAGUAGAAGAGUUCCUGACCACAGUUCGACGCCGAGGGAGGAAGAAUGCGCCUGUUUGUCUUGAGGAUUCUGGUGAGGCAGCAUCCUGUCCAGUCACCGAUGUGGAAAGUGCCUCAGAAGGGAGUGUCGAGAGCAGCUCUGAGAUCAAAAGUGCCCCUGCACGUGGUUCCAAGCAGGGGAAGGAACACCCAGCCUCUUCUGAAAAGGCCAAAGGAGGAGAUGAACAAGGUGACACCUCUGACAGUGACAGUGAUGGGCUCACUUUGAAAGAACUUCAGAAUCGUCUUCGAAGAAAGCGAGAGCAAGAGCCAUCAGAGAGGCCUCUGAAGGGCGUCCUCAGUCGCCUGAGGAAGAAGCGACGAGAAGAGGACCCAGGCGACACAAUGGAGGUCGAGGUGGGAGGAGGUGGCCAUGAUGUGCCACCCUGUAAGCAGGAGUCUGAGGCUGGCGAGGGGCCUGUGAACCAGGCAGCAAAAGAUGACAGAGAGAGUGAGUCAGAGGUGAUAGUGGCUCAGGAACCUAAAGAUGAAGACCCUGGGGAUGUGGGCAAGCCUAAGCCUGAUAGUGAAGUUUACGACCCCAACGCCCUGUACUGCAUUUGCCGCCAGCCUCACAAUAACAGGUUUAUGAUCUGCUGUGACCGCUGUGAGGAAUGGUUCCAUGGUGACUGCGUGGGCAUUUCUGAGGCUCGAGGGCGGCUCUUGGAGAGGAAUGGAGAAGAUUACAUCUGCCCAAACUGCACCAUCCUGCAAGUGCAAGAAGAUACAAGCUCAGAACCAACCGACGAGCAGGAGACUCGAUGCAGAUCUGCAAGUAUGGACGGAACAGACUGCACCAGUAUAGGGACAGUAGAGCAAAAGUGUAGUGAAGACCAGGGGAUCAAGGGUAGAAUUGAGAAAGCUGCAAACCCCAGUGGCAAGAAGAAACUCAAGAUAUUCCAACCUGUCAUAGAAACUCCUGGCGCCGCGAGGUGCAUCGGUCCUGGGUGCUCCAGUGUGGCGCAGCCUGAAUCGGUGUACUGCAGUAAUGACUGCAUUCUCAAACACGCAGCAGCCACUAUGAGAAAUCUAAAUUCAGGUAAAGAACAAAAACCAAAGCCUAAGGAGAAGGUCAGGAUGAAGCCAGAAAAACUCAGUCUUCCAAAAUGUAGUGUGCAGGCAGGGAUUAAAAUCUCCUCUAUACACAAGAGACCAGCUCCAGAGAGAAAAGAAAACGUGAUGAAGAAGGUGAUGGUGACUCCUCCUAGGAGUGACACAGUGGGGAAGGAGGCGGCCUGUGAGAGCAGCACCCCUUCCUGGGCCAGCGACCACAACUACAAUGCAGUGAAGCCCGAGAAUACUGCUGCGCUCUCCCCACCACGGUUCUGUAAAUCCAUGAAGGAGGACAAGAGAGUGGAAGACAGAGCAGUGGGCCCGGCCACUGGCCCAAAGAAAAUACCCCUUCCAGCUUCCUCAAUGGGGAGACCAUCUUCAUCUAGAACUCUUGUUCCAAAGAAGCCGCCUCCUUUUGCAAACGUGGCAGGAGCCAAACCAGCCAUUAAAAAGUCACCUUCAGGCAUCAGGGGCCCCAUCCCCAAGAGGCCCUGGCUCUUACCUCCCCCGUCAGGCAGCACGGCCGCCAGGCAGGCAGGACCAGUGCCUGUUACUGUAGCCACUGCUUCCAAAAAGGCACUCAGCUCUGCUGCUUUGGUGGGAUCCAUGAGAAGGCCAGUGGCAGGUUCUGCCCCUACAGCAGUUCCAGCUACAGGACGCCUCGGGGUCACAGGCUCUGCCCAGUCACAGCCAAAUUCACAAAUUCGGCAAAAUAUAAGACGCUCCUUGAAAGAGAUUUUAUGGAAAAGGGUCAAUGACAGUGAUGAUUUAAUCAUGACAGAAAACGAAGUGGGAAAGAUUGCCCUCCACAUUGAGAAGGAGAUGUUUAAUUUGUUUCAAGUUACAGAUAAUCGCUACAAGAGUAAAUACCGCAGUAUCAUGUUCAACCUCAAGGACCCUAAAAACCAGGGACUCUUCCAUCGAGUUCUGCGUGAGGAAAUUUCUUUGGCAAAACUUGUGAGAAUGAAGCCAGAAGAACUUGUGUCUAAAGAGCUUUCUAUGUGGAAAGAGAGGCCGACAAAAUCUGUAAUUGAGUCCAGAAGUAAACUGCCAAACGAAAGCAAGAAAUCUGCCAUGAAGCCUGAAACUAUUCCUGACAUGGAGGACUCCCCACCUGUGUCAGAUUCGGAUGAGCAGCAGGAAUCAGUACGCACCGCCCCUGAGAAGAACACAGCACCUCUUCUCGAUGUGUUCAGCAGCAUGUUGAAGGACACAACAAGUCAACACCGGGCUCAUCUUUUUGAUCUAAACUGUAAGAUUUGCACAGGUCAGGUUCCAUCAGAAGAUGAACCAGCGCCUAAAAAACAGAAAGUAGCAAUUUCUGCCAAGAAGGAAGACUUAAGACCCAAGCCUGAGAGUUCUCUGCCUGAUGCGGUUCCUCGCUUGCCUGAUGAAGGCUCUGUGGAGAUUCUGCCAGAAAACGCCUCAGAGCCAGACCUAGAAAAUGCCACUGGGCCAGACCCAGACAGGAGGUAUUUCAUUGGACCUCCAGAGGGCAGCCAUCCAGAGCCUUCGCUGACGGAGGGCUGUUCUCCCUGCCCUGCUUCCUGUGGGGCUGGGGUGCUCACCACAGUCACUGUGUCAGGCCGUGACCCCAGGACUGCUGUGAGUGGGCCCUGCACCGUCACAGUCUCUGCUGCAAGCCACUCAGACAGUGCCCACACAGUCGAGGCCAGACCAGACCUGUUGAAGCCUGCUUUGCCCUCUGUGACGCUGCCCAAGUCCAUACUUGCUAAGCCGUCUUCAUCCCCUGACCCAAGAUACUUGUCGGUUCCACCAUCACCAAGUGUCAGUGUCUCAGAGUCACGGUCCCCCCAAGAAGGAGACACGACCCUCUUUUUGUCUCGCCUCAGCACCAUUUGGAAAGGAUUUAUUAACAUGCAGAGUGUAGCCAAAUUUGUCACUAAGGCGUAUCCCGUCUCUGGGUGUUUCGAUUAUCUCAGUGAGGAUUUACCGGAUACAAUUCACAUUGGUGGGAGGAUUGCUCCGAAGACAGUGUGGGACUAUGUUGGCAAGCUCAAGUCUUCUGUGUCCAAGGAGCUCUGUCUGAUUCGCUUUCACCCAGCAACAGAAGAGGAAGAGGUCGCCUACAUUUCUCUCUACUCCUAUUUUAGCAGCCGAGGCCGCUUUGGGGUUGUAGCUAAUAACAACAGGCAUGUCAAGGACCUCUACUUGAUUCCACUGAGUGCUAAGGACCCUGUGCCACCUAAACUCUUGCCCUUUGAGGGACCAGGUCUUGAGUCACCGCGACCAAAUAUAAUCCUUGGGUUAGUCAUCUGUCAGAAAAUAAAGCGUCCUUCAAAUGCUGGAGAGUUGGACAAGACAGAGGAGAAGCGGGCCCGCCUUCAGCAAGAAGAAAUGGAGGUUCCAGUCUGUCCCAAGGUCACAGCAGCCUCCCAGGCCGAGAGGAAGCCCCCCAAGUACCAGCUGUACCCUGCAGACACGGCUGUAGGCACCACGCCCCCUGGGUCUCCUCCUCCCCCGCCCCCCCUGCCUGAGCCUGCAGUGUUGAAGACCCUGCCCUCACUCACACCAGUGGCCACCAGCGGGGUUGCUGCUCCUGCCUCCACAGCCACAGUUACCAUGGCAGCCUCAGCUUCACCUGUCACUUCAUCAGCUUCAAAAACGGCCACCCCCCUGGAACACAUUCUGCAGACUCUCUUUGGAAAGAAGAAAGCAUUUGACCCACGUGCCAAAGACCCUGCUGGACCCACUGUAGCCUCCCAGCAGGACCCCAAAAACAAGGGUGAGGAGGGUGUGUCAGCUGCCCCUUUGUUGGAUCCCAUCGUUCAACAGUUCGGUCAGUUUUCAAAGGAUAAGGCUGUGGAGGAGGAGGAAGAUGACAGGCCCUAUGACCCUGAGGAGGAGUAUGACCCCGAGCGGGCCUUUGGCCCUCCUCUGCCAGAGGCAAGGCUAUGUCAGGAUGUGGACAAGGCUCCGGACAUGGCUGAGAGGGAGGAGGUGGCCUACGACCCCGAAGAUGAGACCAUUUUAGAGGAAGCCAAAGUGACCAUCGAUGACCUGCCCAACAGGAUGUGUGCAGACUUGAGGAGCAGCUCCACCGAGCGGCCUCCAGAGUGUGCCGCAGAUGUCCCAACCCCCUCUUUGGUGGAACAGCAGAAAAUGCUGGAGGAGCUCAACAAACAAAUUGAGGAGCAGAAGAGACAGCUGGAGGAGCAAGAGGAAGCUCUUAGGCAGCAGAGAGCCGCUGUGGGGGUCUCCAUGGCCCACUUCUCUGUGUCGGAUGCACUGAUGUCACCGCCCCCCAAGCCAUCACUGGCCAAGGCAGAGCUGUUCCCCCAGGAGCAGCAAGCACCAGACCAGAAUCAGGGAGCCCCAGGGACAAGCCAAAACUCAGACUGCAGACAGAGUAGAGACCCUAGGCAGGCCAGGCGCCUAGCAGAGAGCAGCGAGAGUGAGCCCCUCUCCAGGCCUCCGGCAGGCAAUGUCUUGGGAGUGCAGGGUACUCUGCCUACCAGGGAGGCACCUGGUGGGGCCCCAGCAGUGCAGGUUCCUGUGGCAGCCCAGGAGUCAAAGCCGUUAAUGCCAGUGCCUUGGGGUUCAGGCGAAAAGACUGCACUGGCACCCAAGCAGGACAGCCAGGGAUGCGAGCAGCCUGGAACCUCUGCUCCGCAGCCCCUAGAGAGCGUGCAUCCCCCCACGGCUGGAGACAACACGGCCCGACCACCUCGGAGGGUGCUGCUGCCCACACCCCCAAGCACUGCCUUUCAGCCUGGCUUCACUCUGCAGAACGAUGUGCAGAAUUUCAAUCCUACUGGAGGAAGAGAGCCUUUCUCAGGUCUGGUAUUUACUUCUCAGGAAAAAUCUCUUUGCCCAUCUCUGUAUGAGGACCCGAGAAACACUCAGUGUGCUGGAAAGAGUGAUAGCCCGGCCACUGAUGCAGAGGGUGACAGAGAGCCACUGUCCAGGCCUGGUGAAGGCACUGCCCUGUACCCACAGGCUGGACAAAAAGGAGGAGCCCCUCAGUCCCAGUUUCCAGGCCAGCGUGAACCAGUUCCUCGUUCCUUCGGUGUGUCUGGACUUCAUGGCCCCAAUUUUCCAGGACCUAGGGGACCGGUCCCUUCAUUUCCAGAAGAUAAUGGGGUUCCUAACAACGAUGGGCCAAGAGCACCUCCACCCACCAGAUUUGGGGCCCCCAAGGCACCCAUCCCUUCCUUAUUUCUGGGGCAACAUGGACCGCCAUAUGGGGACAAUAGGGGGCCCUCACCCUCUUACCUUGGGCCCAGAGGAGGAACACCAACCCAAUUUGAAGAACACAAAGACCCCCAUGGGGAGAAAAGGGAAUUCCAGGACACCCUGUACAGCGAUAUGACAGGGGCCCCUGCUCAGUGUGAAGGGCCAGAGCAGGCUCAGUUCAUGGGGAGCAGGGGUGCUGCACCUUUCCAGUUUGGAGGCCAAAGACGGCCUCUCCUGACUCAGCUGAAAGGUGCCCGAGGAGGACCCCCACCUGCUCAGUUUGGUGGCCAGAGAGGGCCGCCCCCUGGCCAUUUUGUGGGCCCUCGGGGGCCCCAUCCCAGUCAAUUUGAUGGACCCAGAGGCCAGGCCCCAGGUUUCAUGCCAGGCCCCCGGGGCCUUCAGCCUCAGCAGUUUGAAGAGCAGAGGGUAAACUCACCACCUAGGUUUGCAGGUCCGAGGACACCCGCACCCAUGCCAUAUGGGGGACCAAGGGUCUCUGCACCUUUUUCUGAGAAAAAUGAGCAGACACCUUCCCGAUUUCACUUUCCAGGCCCAUCCCCACAGGCAAUGAAGCCGUCCCCCAGGCCCCUUCUGGAGCUCCCUAGCCACCCCCCACAGCACCGGAAGGACCGAUGGGAUGAGCCUGGUCCAGCCACAGCUCUGCCUUCCAGCGCUUCGUCUGGACAGGGCCCUGAGACCGACGGACAGUGGCCCAUGGCGGCUGACUUCCGAGAGGGCAAGGGCCACGAGUACAGGAAUCAGACUUUCGAAGGGCGGCAGAGAGACCGGUUUGAAGCUGGGCCCAAAGAGAAGUCGCUGGAGGAGCCAGAAGCCCAGGGGCCUGAGAGUCGGCAGGUCCGGGCAUUUGAGGACAGGAGGCGGGACAGAGACCGAGGCAGGAACUGGAGUCGGGAGAGAGACUGGGAGAGGAGCAGGGAGUGGGAUAGACACAGAGAGAAGGACUGCAGCCGGGAGUGGGACAAGAGCAGGGACAAAGAGCGGCAGGUAGAUCGGACCAAGGAGUGGGACCGAAGCCGGGAGAGAAGCAGAAAUCGGGAUCGGGACAGAAGGCGGGACCGGGAGAGGUCCAGGAGUCGGGACCGGGACCGGGACCGAGACCGAGACCGAGACCGAGAGAGGGCCCGGGACAGAGAGCGAGGCCGUGAACGCAAGGACCGAAGCAAGAGCAAAGAGAGUACGCGGGACCUGAAGCCGGAGGCCACAAGGGCCUCGGAUUCAGGCAGCGCCUCUGCCCAGGCCUAGAAGCCGCGUGCCUGGCCGUGGUGUCAGACGUGCGGAGAACGGCUUCAUGGUGGCCGGCCUCAUUGAUACGUGCAGCCUGGCAGGGAUGCUUUUAAAAAGCCUACUUUGUAAAAUAUUUCACAAAGAGCUUUUGAAAUAGCCCUGAUGAACUUAGAUGCUGGAAAGCAUAUUCUGGACUUCAAAAGUUACUGUAAUUUUGUAUAUACUGAUUUCUUACAAAAUUUCACAUCUUUAUCUGAUGCUUUUUAAAAAAAAACAAAAAAAACUUCAGAACUUAGUAUUUCCAUUUAAAAUUACAGAAAUGGGAAAAUACCUACAGAAGCAUAUUGCUUUUUCAGAUUAUAGUUAUCCUUUCCAGUAACUGACUGUUGUAAGUUUUAAGUGCGUUUCGGGGGACUCCGAGCCGAGCCUUCGCUAGCACCUCCUCCGCCCCGCUGUCCGGAGCUGCCCCAGGGCUGGCCUGGCCGGCCGGCGGCAACACCAGCGGGUGAGCUCAGAUGCGCGCUGCGGCUGUGCAGGACAGUCUGAGUAGCCCUCCCGCAGUGGCAGGAAACCUGGAAGCUACGGUUCGCCUUUGCUUCGUCAUGAAGAAAUUUAGGUGUAAAUUUCAAUCCAGAGACAAAAGUACUUUUCUUAGUUUUGAAUUUUUUCAAAAACAGUUCAAAGCAGCACCUAGCCUAGCAGAUAUCGUUGCAUUUGAAAUAAUUUAUUGCGACAUGUUUCAAUUUGACCAGCUUAGAGAGCGCGCGAGUGUACUUCAGGAGGGCGGGGCCCCUGCCGCGAGCAGCCCCCCAAGAUCCUGGACGCGCGCUCUGGGCGGCUGCCCCGCGCAGGGGUCGGUUCGAGUUUGCCCCUGGAGUGGAGGCACACUUGCACAGAGUUGAGCAGGACAAGAGUGAUUUAUUCGGAAAUGACAAAAUAGGUUCUCACUGAUGCGCGGUGCUAUGCCGGUCGUCUUGUGUUUUCGGGUACUUCUGAUGUGGAAUAGAGAAAGCCUGGUUAACUUAUUGGACUGUACAAAUACAAUUUGAUAAUUCUUUUUAUAUUUUCAUAAACUUAAUUUUGCAGAUAUAAAAUUAUAGAGAGGUUCAUUUGUUCUUGGAGUCUUUUAUUCCAUUAUAUUGUACAUCACUACAGAUUUUUCACUUUAUAGCACAGAGUUUUGAGUUGAGAAAACCUUGAAAAAUUAGAAAUUUGGGGUGUUUGGUGUUAGAAACCAAGCAUUGGUAGGUUAAGCUACAUUAAAGUCCAACAUCUAACGUGAUGGAAAGGGUUUUUUUAAAAGUUAAAAUGCAAACUUUUCUAAUUUAAAUAUACAAAUGUAAAAAUCAAGUGUUUCUUUGGGUUACUUGAUAGGAAUUUCUGUAAAUUGUUAUUUUGUAUUGCAGAGUGUUAUAUCACUGUACAUUAAGACACGGGGCUUCAUAAAUUUUGUUACUUGAAGCAGAAUAAAUAUCUACAGAGA
Messenger RNA from Octodon degus (degu), 8980 nucleotides. RefSeq names its product death inducer-obliterator 1 (gene Dido1). The coding region runs from base 760 to 7515 and encodes 2251 amino acids. The transcript has 16 exons. Gene Ontology annotation, biological process: apoptotic signaling pathway; positive regulation of DNA-templated transcription; DNA-templated transcription. Lineage: Eukaryota; Metazoa; Chordata; Mammalia; Rodentia; Octodontidae. Gene Ontology annotation, cellular component: Set1C/COMPASS complex; nucleus. The record is from RefSeq and is a predicted model, not a curated record.